Olea europaea var. sylvestris is the source of this 1645-nucleotide messenger RNA. RefSeq lists its product as uncharacterized. Gene Ontology annotation, cellular component: histone deacetylase complex. Gene Ontology annotation, biological process: regulation of DNA-templated transcription. Lineage: Eukaryota; Viridiplantae; Streptophyta; Magnoliopsida; Lamiales; Oleaceae. Gene Ontology annotation, molecular function: protein binding; transcription coregulator activity. The record is from RefSeq and is a predicted model, not a curated record. The coding region runs from base 658 to 1380 and encodes 240 amino acids. The transcript has 6 exons.
CCUACUCAUGGCAGUUGGUAUGCAUUUACUGCAUGCACUUUCUCUCUCAUCCCUCUCUUUCUCUACAGUAGUAUCCAAUAAUAAUCAGCGUCCUUAAAAUUUCGUGCUGUUUUCUCAGAGAUCCAUGCCACUUUAUUUCAAACCCAAGAAUUUUCACCCAGUGAAACCCAGUUUUUUUCAAUUUUGUUCUCGUUCUGAGUGCUGCUAGUCCCAAUUGUUGGUACUUGUAUAACAGGUAUACCAAUGGCUAAAGGUUUUUCAUUUUGGCCCCUUUGGCUUUUAAUCAGAAUGAUUGUUGUUCUUUCAAAUUCUCGAUUUAUGCGCUUUACACGCGUGUAAUUUUAAUUGCUGCAAUUUUUCAGGGUUUCAUUUGGAAUUUGGAUUUUCUGCUUAUAGAGAUGAUUUAAAUCAAGAUAUUGCCUUUAGGCUGAAGUUUCUGGGUUUCUAUUCAUUAUAGGACUAAUCGAAGGUUUUGCAUCAGUUUGGUUUUUAAUUACUUGGUAUGGGAAUUGGGUUUUUCUUAAUUCAGCUUCUUGAUUGAGAUUAUGGCAAUAGACUUGAAUGCUAUGUGAGUAGUUGGUAGUAAUUGCAAAGCAAAAGCAUAGGUGUUGUGGUUGAUCUCCUCUUGCUCAUUUAAGCUUACUUGAGAGUGAAAAAAUGCUGGAGGCUGAAGUAUGCUCGUCCCGGAUUUUAUCUCCUUUCCGUGAGGAAAGCUGCGAUGAAGAACUCUCCGUUCUUCCGAGGCAUACUAAGGUUAUUGUAACUGGGAACAACAGAACAAAGAGUGUUUUGGUGGGUCUUCAAGGUGUUGUCAAGAAAGCUGUAGGACUUGGUGGUUGGCAUUGGCUGGUUUUGAAGAAUGGGGUCGAGGUAAAGCUCCAAAGGAAUGCGUUGAGUGUGUUAGAACCUCCCACCGGAAAUGAAGAAGACGAUGAUUAUGAUUUUGAAGAUUCUAGCAGUGGAUCUGAAAUUUGUCAUAAGGACAAUCAUCGAUUUUCUACCAGUUUUCAGUUUGGCAAACUAAGCAAGCCUAGGAUUCGCUACAGUAGGCCGUGGUCCCCAACUUCAUCCUCAAAGUCAAUAAAUCGCAUCAGUUGCAGAGAAGUUCAAUCAAAAUGUCAAUCUCCUCUUCCGAGAGUGAACUUGACAAAGUUGGGAACCGGAUCAUUGUGGAGAUACUGGCGGAGCUUUAACCUUGUGGGUUUUAUUAGCUUUCAUUUGCUUUCCGGUUCUCUUUAUUACAUCACAUAUUUUGCUGAAUGUGCAUCUAUUUCAAUAUCCGCACUCAGGCUAGUAAUAUUCACAACCCUACAAAGGAACAACUGGUCAAUGCCGUGGAGCAGCAUUUUUCUUCACAGGAAGUGGACGACGUACAAGUGAUUGUUGGGUUUAUCCGUGCAGCUGCGAAGAGACUAAAUCAGUCGACUCGCACUGAGAUUCGGGAUUGAUUUUGGAAUCCAUGCCAGUGUGCAAUGUAUACAGUAUAUAUGCAUAUGAACUUCAUCUUAGUUCAGUUCUAAUUUAUAGACUGCUAAUUGAGAUCCCAGAUCUUUUCCAAGUGUGGGGAUCCUAAAUUACUAACCUUGUAAUGCGGAGACACUUGUUCAAUUGAUGUUAUGUCCUUAAUUUCCUAUUUGCAUGUCUA